Porites lobata is the source of this 659-nucleotide messenger RNA. The record is from the annotation of a GenBank genome assembly. NCBI's taxonomy places the organism in Eukaryota, Metazoa, Cnidaria, Anthozoa, Scleractinia, Poritidae.
AUGAAAAGAAAAUCAAGAAAAAGGAAGCAAAAUACCCUCAAGAAGGCGAAGCGGAAAAAGAAGAGGUACGUGGCCAGAACAAUUGACAUCCCCAAGAAUGUUGCGCCAGAUUUGCCGGAGGGAAAGACUUGUGACAAGGGGGAUUUAUCUAGAGACAUGGUCAAGAAACUUGGAAAAAGAGAACAGAAAUGGGCGGUAGCUUUGACAUAUGAACAGUGUAAACUUUCAAAUGACAGCGCGAAAUCAAUGUUGGGUUCUUCUGGAAAUGAAAGCAGCAGUGAUAUAAGUGAUGAUGAUGAAAGUAGUGACGAAGACGACAGAAGUAGCACCAAUGACAACAAAGACAGCGACGCUGUGUUCAUUUAGGCAAUACCUGUUCAAUCUUAAUACUGUUUAACUUUUUUUUUGUAUUCAUUGUUGUAAUUUUUAUUAUAGAGCAGUCUCCAAUACUCUGUUAAGAAUGAAGACUUAAUUGGUAAAUAAAUAGUUAUGGCGGAGCCGAUGAUGAUGAUGUCACUGAACAAUGUCAGGAGGAGGAAUCAGGCAGUGCCUUUGAUAUUCACUCGGGCACUGCUGCAAUGGAAGCAUACGACAGUGGCAGUUCAGAUGGCUCUGGCCCCUACUACAAAUGCGCUCCUUACUAUCAGCCUAUUGACUGA